Molecule: messenger RNA, 1551 nt
Organism: Vigna radiata var. radiata (mung bean)
Lineage: Eukaryota; Viridiplantae; Streptophyta; Magnoliopsida; Fabales; Fabaceae
Product: syntaxin-32
Exons: 6
Coding region: 255-1445 (396 amino acids)
Biological process (GO): intracellular protein transport; vesicle fusion; endoplasmic reticulum to Golgi vesicle-mediated transport
Cellular component (GO): endomembrane system; Golgi membrane; SNARE complex
Molecular function (GO): SNAP receptor activity; SNARE binding
Source: RefSeq, a predicted model, not a curated record
AACAAUAAGACGAGAUCCUAUCCCGCGAGGUCAGGGUGAAAUGUCCAAACAGAGCUACAGGUUUUGCUGUAACUCAACAUUUUCAUUUCUAAAACUCUCUACUGCAUAAUUCUUCCAAUUGCUAAUACGAUCCCAUUCCAAUUAGAUCUAGGGUUUAUCUUUCUCUGUAGUUCGCCACCUCUCGCCGGAAACUAUAACAGAAUUUCCGGCGCCGGCUUCAAGGAUCUCGCACUGGUGUCUUAUACUCUAGCAAAAUGCACUCCAAAUCGGCGCAGUCAUCGUUUCGGGAUCGGACGCUUGAAUUUCAUAGCAUUGCGGAGAGGUUGAAGAAGUCGGGAUCAGCGCCGAAUGGACAAAGCAGCAAUUUAUUGGAGGAGCAGCGAUCCGCAAUUACAAAUCAAUCAGAGUUCAACAGAAGAGCUUCCAAGAUUGGCUUCGGGAUUCACCAAACGUCUCAGAAGCUCGCCAAGCUUGCCAAGUUGGCUAAGAGGACCUCGGUUUUCGAUGACCCUACCAUGGAAAUCCAAGAGCUUACGGGGGUAAUUAAGCAAGAUAUCACUGCGUUAAACUCUGCGGUUGUGGAUCUUCAAUUGCUUUGCAAUUCAAGGAACACGAGUGGGAACGCUUCCACCGACACCACUAUGCAUUCAACAACGGUGGUUGAUGACCUCAAGACGCGGCUGAUGGGCGCCACUAAAGAGUUUAAAGAUGUUCUCACCAUGCGAACUGAGAAUUUGAAAGGGCACGAGAAUAGAAGACAGCUGUUUUCGGCCUCUGGUUCUAAGGAUUCUGCAAAUCCUUUUGUCCGGCAACGGCCGUUGGCCACCAGAUCGGCUGCUAGUAGUUCUAAUGCCCCUGCUCCACCAUGGGCCAGUGGGUCAUCUUCAUCUCAGUUGUUUGCUAAAAAACAGGUUGAUGGGGAGGGUCAACCGUUGCUGCAACAGCAGCAACAAGAGGUAGCCCCAUUGCAAGAUAGCUACAUGCAAAGCAGAGCUGAAGCUCUUCAGAAUGUUGAGUCCACUAUUCACGAGCUUAGCAACAUCUUUAAUCAACUAGCAACACUUGUUUCCCAACAGGGAGAAGUUGCCAUCAGGAUUGAUGAAAACAUGGAUGAUACAUUGGCAAACGUAGAGGGGGCUCAAGGGGCUUUAUUAAAUAAUCCCGAUGACAGAGAAAUGAAAACGAGGACACAAAUGACGCCUUUCUUACUGGUGAUAAGCGUUUUGUAUUUCAUUAAUAUUUCUUUCUCCAAAUCUAUAUUCAUUCCGGCAGAUUUUAGCGUAGGACCAAGUUUGUCAAAUGUUAUACUUGUACGUAUCGAGGUUGAGUACUGGGUGCAUUGCAUAUUGUCCAUUUAUCUUUCUGUGACGGAUGGUUUUUAUCUAAUGGAGACUUCCUGUCACAUUUGUCCAUAUAUUUAUAUUACCAGCAAAGAGAAUCAGUAACUUGAUAAUGUCUCCGUGAGAUCACAGCAAAGAUUCUGUAAAAUCAGCUUGUAUUGAUUGCUAUAUGUUGAAUAAUAGAAAAUAACAUAUCUUGCAAUUUCUUUUA